CUCACAACUUAUCGCAAGAUGGACGCCGCAAAGAGCGUGAGCGAACCUCUCCACGGCUUUAUGAUUGAUUCCGUGCGCCUUGUUCGUCGGUGCAACAAACCAGACAGGAAAGAGUUUAUCAAGAUUUCCUCGGCCACCGCCAUCGGCUUCGCCGUGAUGGGUUUCAUCGGCUUCUUCGUGCGAUUGAUUCAUAUUCCAGUCAACAGCAUUCUACUAGGUAAGUCACGGAGAGUCGUGGAUGCCAUCUUUUGUUUCUACCGUUUCGCGCGAGCCCCAUCCGUCGACACCAUUUGCUAACAAGUGUUCUAUCUCUUGCAAACUCUGCAUCCCUUCCCAUCCCGAAAGGUUAACUAUGCUGUCAAAUCGACGGACAGAAGUGGUCGUUCCGGUUUUUUUCCGAGAAUGCAUUUAAUUCUUCUAGCGAGCCACAUCGUGGCACCUCUACUUGUCUUCCGCGCAGGCAAGCUAAAGCACAAAUUUACGGCAGCCUUUCAUGCGGAACUGUAUUCAAUUAAACGGAUUUAUCAUGUCA
Molecule: messenger RNA, 532 nt
Organism: Chondrus crispus (carragheen)
Lineage: Eukaryota; Rhodophyta; Florideophyceae; Gigartinales; Gigartinaceae
Exons: 4
Coding region: 19-297 (92 amino acids)
Biological process (GO): protein targeting; post-translational protein targeting to membrane, translocation
Cellular component (GO): membrane; Ssh1 translocon complex
Molecular function (GO): transmembrane protein transporter activity
Source: RefSeq, a predicted model, not a curated record